Rotaria sp. Silwood1 is the source of this 684-nucleotide messenger RNA. The record is from the annotation of a GenBank genome assembly. NCBI's taxonomy places the organism in Eukaryota, Metazoa, Rotifera, Eurotatoria, Philodinida, Philodinidae.
AUGUCUCAAAUUUCGACAUUUGAUCAUUUACCAAAUGAAUUAAUUAUAUAUAUUUUUUCCUAUUUAAAGUCGAAUGAGAGUUUUUAUGCAUUUUUUUAUUACAAUGAUCGUCUAAGAAAAUUAGUGAAACGUCAUGUUAUCUACAGUCGUCGUGAACUUAAGAAAGAUAUUACAAGGUUUUCAACUUUACAUAGUUGGUAUAAACACUUAGACUAUAUGAAUGAUGGCACCAAAUUUUAUUUAAUACCAAUGAAAGGUGAACAAGCACGAUACUCGUUUGAUCCACGCAUUUCUGAUUACUCUGGUAUCCAUUGGCAUUUUUGGACCGCCUCGGGUCUACUUAAUGAUCAAAGAAUACAGGAAAUUAUUCGAAAAUAUCCGGUUCGACUUAAUCUUUCCUUUUGUCCCUCAAUGGAUAAGUAUAAGCUACCACGAAUGGGAUCUGGAUUUCAAGAUUUUGUUCGUCGACACUAUCCAUCUCAAUGGAACGCCUUGGAAACAACAUUUUUCAAUGAAUCAGACAAGAAAAUUUAUACAGAUGCUGUUAAAAUCCACUUACAAUAUAUUCAUGAUAAUGAACCAAAACGUCUUGAAAAAAUCAUCUUAGAAGCAGCUGACAAUAUCUGGAAAGAACUACAAGAGUUGGAAGAUGUAAAUAUACUUGAGAUUGAAGACAAAGAAUAA